Molecule: messenger RNA, 1770 nt
Organism: Notodromas monacha
Lineage: Eukaryota; Metazoa; Arthropoda; Ostracoda; Podocopida; Cyprididae
Source: the annotation of a GenBank genome assembly
AUGAAUGAAGAGGUUCAGAAUUAUCCUAGCCAAGGGAAACACAAGCUUAAACUGGGACUGAUAAAGCGAAAACCGAAGCGUUCCUCCACGUCGGCUUCUAUUGAGAACGGAAUGACUUAUUCACGUUCUUCAGCGGAUUUGACGUCACCCGCGUCUGUGGUGGACGGCCCGGGCUUUCCAGGAAUUUUAACUCCUCCUCGAACACCCUCAGCUCCUGGUUCAAUCCACGAAAGCAACGUUGAUGUACCAGUCCCAGUGUGCGAUCACCCACACGAUUGGAAGGAAAUGUCCAACGUCACCGUAAACAUUCCCAUCAGCGAGAUUUUUGAUCUGAUGUAUGUCGGCUCGAAGUAUUUGGUCAAGUUUCUUGAAGACAGAAAAACCACGGACCUUUGCAUUGGUCCAAUGAGCACUCAGAGAGAUGGACUGCGUGGGAGAUCGUCUACAUUCACGGUAUUCAGGCUUGCAAAAAUGGCGAUAGAAAGUUUAGUGUGGAGACAAGUAGGGCUUUUCUAUGGAGGUAUGGGACCCGCAGUAGAAGAAGCUGCGCGGAUGUCUCAAGCCGAACGAGAUUCGUGGAAAAGCGUAGUAUUCCCCCUUGAAGACUCACCUGGAAGUCCAUCAGCUUCAGUAGCUCCAUCAAGUAAUAACACAACGUCGUCGACACCAACGCUCGGCCCAGUAUACCAUGAAACGCCUCGCGUGGAACGCGUUGCAGCCGUCACGCCUGCCGUGAUGGGCACUGUUACUUCGCUUCCCGUGCCGUAUUGGUGGAUAAUGGUGCUUUUACUUUCGCUUACUUGGUUGAAUGCUUUCAUGGUUGCUCGCUUGUUUACGGCCCCUCCGGAUCCGGUUGGCAGCGUCGUGGCUCCUCUGGGUACAGCCGUGGCGCCGUUUCCUCAUCAGCAUAUGGUUGACCGCGGCGUGUUGUCCAGCUAUCGUCGAUUUGCCGAUUAUCAAAAGGAUUUUCGGAAGUCACAGGUGGUUUAUUGGAAGCGGGUUGCGGAUAUGGCGGAAGAAUUAUUGCGAGAAGCGGAAAUGAGUUUAGAAUCGUUGGACGAACCAGGGGAGAGAGCAGAAACCCCAAGUCAAAAAGCCCCUGUCAAAGAACCUCCUGAAACCUGAUGAGAAAAUGAAAUGAAGAACAAAUGAAAGCCCGUGGAACGAUAAGUAUGAUGCAAACAAGGGGAUUCAACUUCGCGUUUCUCUCUCUUGUGAACUUUUUUUGAAGUCAUAUGCACGAUUUUUUAUUCGGGAAAUUAUAGUGAAGCGUCGUUCAAAGCUGUGUUGUCAAGGGAAUGCUCCAUUUGUAACUGGGGGAAGUUACUUGUAUCCUUUGAGCUACUGAUGUGAUUGAAUGGGGAGUUUUUAUGAAAGCGUGAACAAAUAUUGCCAUGCCUUCCCCUUUUCUUUUUUUGAGUGAAGUGGAAAUAUUGUUAUCACACUGGAUUUCCAAAAUGAGUUCUGAAUUCUCGAGACGCACGAAUGGGUUUUUCGGUUCGGGGUACUAUCAAGGAAAUCCGCGUCGGGAGAGUGUGUUCCGCUGAUUGUUUCCGUAAAAUUUACAUGAUCGGAGGAAUGUGCGAUCGUAGGUAAUUCUGAGCAGUUGAUGGUCUCGGAAUGCUCAUGUGAGAUGAUUCGAAUGAUAUUUCCAAAUUUGAGGGCUGUUGAAUUUAAACCCCACCUGUAUUGUUUAGAAUUGGUGCGCGGAUUUUGCGGGUUUCUUCUGUUCCCUUCCGAAAAUGAUAAACAAAGCAAGUUUGCGUUGCA